GCGCUGCGUGUAUGGAGGAAGCAGCUGCUGAUCUGAUCUCUGACAUUGUGUGUGAGACAGACAAGACAUCUGAAUAAACUGCGCGCAGACGUGUCUUUAAACGCACCGCACCGAGGCACGCCGUGCAUGAUUACCUCUUUGAUUUAAUGGGUCCAAUUAUUGGGAUGUCACCAGAUAAGAAAACGGAAAUUCCGGGUAUGCAAGAGGAGCGGGCAGGGCUCAGAGGUGUCUGCGGUGUAGGAACGCUGCCCGAGGCGGAGUGCGCAUCCAGUCCGCUGGCAACUAGCGUGGAUCGUACCGGAGGUACCGAGGAUGAGGAGCUUACUAACCUCAACUGGCUCCACGAGAACCUGCUUCAGAACUUUACUCUCGGGGGCCCCGAAGCUCAGACGAGCGGCAGCCCCCUCUUUGACAUAGAAGGAGACUACGGGUCGAACCAGGGCCCGUCAUCCUCUUCCUCAUCUUCGUCACACAACAGAGGCAGGGAGAGGGAUUCGAUGAAGUCGAAACCGCCUUUCUCAUUUUCCCUGCUCAUCUACAUGGCCAUCGAGCAGUCUCCCAGCAAGUCGUUGCCUGUCAAAGAAAUCUACGGCUGGAUACUCGAGCACUUCCCGUAUUUCUCCAACGCUCCCACUGGCUGGAAGAACUCAGUUCGUCACAACUUGUCCCUGAACAAAUGCUUCCGCAAGGUCGAAAGGAGUUUGGGAAAGGCCAAUGGAAAAGGGUCGCUCUGGUGUGUUGACCCUGAGUACCGCCCCAACCUAAUUCAAGCUCUUAAGAAGCAGCACUUCCCAGCCGCACAUGCCUUCUGCACACCACCCGCCUCCCCACCCAGUGCCUCCUCACCCCCUCGUCAUCUCUUUCUACAAGGUUGCUCAUUUAAAGAGUCUGACAUUGAUGCUGCCACUGCCAUGAUGCUCUUAAACUCUGCCCCUGGGCACCACGUUGACCCAUGCAAUUCUGACAGCCCUCUGGACCUCUCUCGGCCCGACUCUGUCUUGGUGAGCAGCGAUCCAAAACAGGACCACAACUACAGCAGCGCAGCCCUGCAACGCUGCUCCUCUCGCUCCUCCUCUUCUUCUCUUUCCUCCCUGGACGAAGGCGGCUGCGAACGUAGGCAGUCUCGCCGCGCCGGCAGCGAGGGUUUCCACAGCGACGAGGACUCCGACCUCUGGGACGAGAGGGGCGUUCACCAGACUUCUCGCCGUCCGCUCGCCGUCAAGUGGCCCCUUAGCAAGAGGGCGCGACGUGAGGUCAAGCCAGAGCUGGACGAGGAGCUGAAGGAAGCCGCGGGCUCCUUGCUGCACCUCGCCGGUAUACGCAGCUGCACGGAGGGCUCCAAACGCACUGUCAAGAGCACAAAACUUAGCAGGAAAUGAAUUUUCUUUUACCCCCAUAAGACCCUGGACCCAGUGAAACCCUAACCUCUGACCCCCUGUGUCCCAGUGUGCCUCCUUCUCCUAAUCUGAUCGUUCACUGGCCAUUUUGAGCCUUUUUUCUUUUCCUUUUUUUUUUUUGGUUUGUUUGUUUGUUUGGGAGUAUCUCUGUCCAACAAAACAAAUGGCAAUAGUAUCGUUCACACAGGAGAACAAAGCCAUAUACAGUAACUCGGGGGUAACUUUUGAGGGUGGGUGUUUGGGCUUAUGGAGAACCAUCAAGAUACCUAUCCAAAACGACCUGCCUGCUUUCUGUUGGAUUAGAGGACUGUGAUUCAAGAAGUUUCCUCUCAAAGACAAAAAGUGACACAAGAAGAAAAAAAAAUAAAACAAAAAAAAAAAAGCUGAAAGCUGGUUUUAUAACUCAAAGCGUUGCAUGCUUCCUCUUCAAACCCGUAUCCUCUUCCAAGUGAAUCUAUUUAUGAAGCGAACGAGUGCAUGUUUGUAACAGAUGAAAUCUAACCUCCUGGUGUUGACAUUUUCUCCUUUUAUUUUUCCUUUUUUGUUGUUUUUGUGCUAAAGGAAAAAAAAUUACCACUGUUUGGAAAGGAGUUCCUGCUCUUGUAGAAGAAAAAAGAAAGAGAUGCAAUAAUUAAUCCUCAACCUUAACUUUCUGACAUUAUUCCAUGGUGGCAUUUGUCAGUCAAGUAUGCUAGUUAAACUUUACAAUUAAGCGAAUGAACGGAGUAGUAUUAUGAUCUUGUUAUGCGAUAAACUUACUACACGCGAGCUGCGUCUCGUUUUCAGGAUUAGCAAAAUGUGGAUAUAGUAUUACUCUGCCACUGCCAAAUUGAGUUGCAAAGUUAGCUAGGACUUUGCUUGAUUUUGUGCGGCCAUUACAGCACAGCUGUUUUCUUUCUGUUUGUUUUUGUUUGUUUGUUUUCUUCCCAGUCCACUGCUAAUAGGACAUCUUUUCUCAUGUUUGGCGACAGCCUAUGCAAAGGGAACAUCUGCCUUGUUUUGCCAGUUGUUCGCUGCGUGUUCAUAGGUUAUCCUCCAUAAAUUUUAUUUUUUGUGUGCACGUACACGUGUGUAUCACAGUGCAUGCCGACAUCAGCUCGACCCUUGGAUGACAGUCACGAGAAAAAGAGUUUAAAAAUUUUUUUUUAAUCCUUCUACUGACAAAUACGAUGAAUAUAAUGUACUAUCAUAAUGACACAUCUCCCUGCUACUGCUGUACUGUAAAAGCUGCUCGGUGCUCUGCUUGCUUUGGGCUUUCUGAAUGCAGAGUUGGCUAAUAGUGAGGCGGGGGGUGGGGGGGGAGCGAAUGGUAAAUGACCGCCACGUCUCACACCAAUAUUUGGAUUUGCAGUUUGAUUAUAUCUCUGGUCUUGUUUAUGAUACCUUGUACUUUAGAAAAUUACUAAGUUAUACAGGUAAUUUUGAGUUGGCUGAUCUUGUGGCCAAGUUAAUUCGCAUCUUGAAGGAAGGUGUGUGUGUGUGUUUUUUGUUUUGGGGGUUUUUUUUCUGUUCUGAGACCCACAGCAUAGAGCAUCCAAAUGUAAAUAACAAGAAGGGGGACAGUAUAGUCACAAAGAAGUCAACUCUGUACACGCAGUUGCUCGCAGGCGAGAUGCUGUUUGUGCUCUGUGCUGUGCCCUCGGUUUUGGCUGGCUGCUAGUUUUUCGUCCUUGCUCUUCCUCCUAGAACAAAAUAAGGAAGUGCACGUUCUCUUCUCAAGCUGUGAAAUGGAGUGUUUAUUGUCAGUUGAUUGCACGCGGUUCUCUUAGGGGAAGUUGCGAGCCACUUGCAUAGAAGGCCACAGUUUUCUGUUUUUUAAAAAACAAACAAACAAACAAAAAAAAACCCAAAUAGAAGCAGCGUACAGUCAACAGUAGCAUAGAUGAGUGCUAGGAUAACAAGCUGGAAAAUGUUUUUUUUUUUCCCCCACUGUACUGGAUCACAUGGUGUCACUGUGACUGGUAGUAUAGCGUGCAUGGUCGGUGCCAAACAUUUUGUCGUGCCACUGAUGCAAAACUGCAAACUGGCUGCUUUGUUUUUUUUUGGUUUUUUUGUUAAUAUCUAUAAACCCCUCCUACUGCCACGCUGUAAUUGUGAUCUGGAGUUUUUGAAUCAGGAAACGGGCGAUGACUCUGGUCAGUACGGUGACAUAACCAAUCUUUUGGUUUACAUUUGUCGCUUUUGAGUGGGAACUGCUCUUUGCAGACUAAGCCGCAGUUCUCAGCUGAUAACUGAGUGCAUACACUGGUCUUGUUUAGCUGUGAAAAAAAAAAAGAACAAAUUGUUGUUCAUUAAUCAUCACCUUAUUUAUGACUUUAAUUUAUGGGAUUUUUUUUUUUCGAACGCAUCAGACACUGGUUAUUUAAAAUAAAUGACUAGGCACAGUAAUUUUUUUCCCUUCAUUCUGUGAACUUCCUUUAAUAAGUAUUUUUGUUUUUCUCCUUGUUUAUUUUCAGCAACACACCUUUUUUCCCCCCCUCUUUUUCUGUCUUGUUACAGUGAUUAAGUAUUUUGCCAAUGUCUGUUGUCUUUAGAGCGGGUGUGUUUUCAAUUUAACCAUGACUGCCAGGUUUUCUUGAUGUUUUUGUUUUGCUUUUUGUUAGGCUGGAUAGAAAACAGUUAAUUAACAUUGAUCCUGAAACCUUUUUUUGUUGCCAAAUCGAUGUACAGCUGGGGUGUAGAUAAAUUUAAGAUUGAUGCACCCAAU
Molecule: messenger RNA, 4104 nt
Organism: Pelmatolapia mariae (spotted tilapia)
Lineage: Eukaryota; Metazoa; Chordata; Actinopteri; Cichliformes; Cichlidae
Gene: foxn2a
Product: forkhead box N2a
Exons: 6
Coding region: 147-1379 (410 amino acids)
Biological process (GO): regulation of DNA-templated transcription
Cellular component (GO): nucleus
Molecular function (GO): cis-regulatory region sequence-specific DNA binding; DNA-binding transcription factor activity
Source: RefSeq, a predicted model, not a curated record